AUGUGUGGUCUUUUCGGGUGCCAUCACCACCCCGACGUGCAGAAAUUCAAGCCGACUGCUCUGCGACUGGCAAAGCAGAUCCGCCACAGAGGCCCCGAUUGGAGUGGAAACUUCAUUUCCAACAACACAAUCCUGUGCCAUGAGCGUCUCAGCAUUGUCGGUGUUGAGUCUGGUGCUCAGCCGCUCACCAACGAGGAUGACACCAUCAUCCUAGCCGUCAACGGCGAAAUUUACAAUCACAGACUGAUCCGAAAGAACUUGAAGACUCCCUACCACUUCAAGACACAUUCGGACUGCGAGGUCAUCAUUCCUCUGUACAUGGAGUAUGGCCUCGACGCUCCCAAAUACCUGGAUGGCAUGUUCUCCUUCAUGUUGUACGACAAGAAGCUCGACCGGACAAUCGCGGCCCGCGAUCCCAUCGGAAUCACCACCUUUUACCAGGGCUGGGACAGCAAGAACGACAACUCGGUAUACUUUGCCUCUGAGCUGAAGUGCUUGCACUCUGUCUGCGACAAGAUCCGGGCCUUCCCUCCUGGUCAUGUCUACGACUCCAAGACUGGCGAGACCCACCGGUAUUUCCAACCUUCCUGGUGGGACGGUUCCAAAAUCCCGGAGACUCCUUUGGACCUCAAGGCCAUCCGCACUUCCCUGGAGAAAUCCGUGCGGAAGCGACUCAUGGCUGAGGUGCCAUAUGGUGUCCUCCUGUCUGGUGGUCUUGACUCUUCUCUCGUGGCCUCCAUCGCCCAGAGAGAGACUCUGAGAAUGAAGGCUCUGGCUCAGGCUCAGGCUGCCCAGAACGGCGAGACCGCAGAGGAAGAUGCCGACAAGGGCGAGGGUCUGGUUGGAAUCGACGACCACAACGAUCUUUCGACCGUCACCUACCUCCCGCAACUCAACUCCUUCUCGAUCGGUCUGCCUGGCUCGCCCGAUAACGAGGCUGCCCUAAAGGUCGCCAAGUUCCUCGGAACUAAGCACCACGUGAUGACCUUUACCAUCGAGGACGGUCUCAACGCCCUCUCCGAUGUCAUCUACCACCUCGAGACCUACGAUGUUACCACAAUUCGUGCCUCGACGCCCAUGUACCUGCUCUCUCGCAAGAUCAAGGCUAUGGGCAUCAAGAUGGUGCUCAGUGGCGAGGGAAGUGACGAGAUCUUUGGUGGAUACUUGUACUUCCACGCCGCCCCUGACAAGAAGGAAUUCCACGAGGAGACGGUGCGCCGUGUUAAGAACCUGCACCUGGCAGACUGCCUCCGUGCCAACAAAUCGACAUCUGCCUGGGGUCUUGAGGCUCGCGUGCCGUUCCUGGACAAGGAGUUCCUGGAGACUUGCAUGAACAUCGACCCUGCCGAGAAGAUGAUCACCAAGGAUCGUAUUGAGAAGUACAUUCUGCGCAAGGCCUUUGACACCUCGGACGAGCCCGGCGAGGCGCCUUACCUGCCCGAUGAGAUCCUCUGGAGACAGAAGGAGCAGUUCUCGGACGGUGUCGGAUACGGAUGGAUCGAUGCUCUCAAGGACAACGCUGAGAUGAACGUGACGGACGAGAUGAUGAAGAACCCCAAGCCUGAGUGGGGUGACGAUAUCCCCGACACCAAGGAGGCAUACUGGUACCGCACCAUGUUCGACGAGCACUUCCCUCCUCACUGCGCCUCCACAGUCAUGAGAUGGACGCCAACCUGGUCGCAACAGAGCGACCCCAGUGGAAGAGCCAUCUCCACCCACCAGGCCAAGUACGACAACGCUGCAUAG
Messenger RNA from Pestalotiopsis fici W106-1, 1746 nucleotides. Its product is annotated as Asparagine synthetase. Gene Ontology annotation, cellular component: cytosol. NCBI's taxonomy places the organism in Eukaryota, Fungi, Ascomycota, Sordariomycetes, Amphisphaeriales, Sporocadaceae. The transcript has 7 exons. Gene Ontology annotation, molecular function: asparagine synthase (glutamine-hydrolyzing) activity. Bases 1 to 1746 code for a protein of 581 amino acids. The record is from RefSeq and is a predicted model, not a curated record.